This is a messenger RNA of Babesia ovata, 426 nucleotides long. Its product is annotated as Laminin subunit alpha, putative. The transcript has a single exon. The record is from RefSeq and is a predicted model, not a curated record. NCBI's taxonomy places the organism in Eukaryota, Apicomplexa, Aconoidasida, Piroplasmida, Babesiidae. Bases 1 to 426 code for a protein of 141 amino acids.
AUGGAUUCCAUUGAUGCCGCGCCUCAGGCAGCUGCCGAAGCGGCAGCUAGUGCGCGCACGGACGAGUUCUAUAUGCUCAACACGGUAUCGCAUCACUCCGCUUCCAUGGAGCCCAGCGAGUACUCCGCGGGGCGCACGUCGAUCUCCGCCGCGGGUAGCCUCCCAGGAUCGAGCAGGGGCAACGAAGCACCGCGAAGCAACGCCUCAGGCGACCACACUUCACAGCAUGACCCAUGGGAAGGCCCCGCAGACAAUGCCAGCUUUGCUCAUCUGGACGACGGCAAACCUGUUCUCUCCGACGCGGUGAAGUACGGACUGGAAGGGCUAUUGGAGGCGCUCAAGAAGUACCCGAGCACACAUCCACCUAUUGUAUCGCAGGAUGGCGUUAACGAGGAGCUAUUGAAAGAACGCCUACUGAACUGGUGA